UCGGGAUUUUCAAUUUGCUCAUAGAAAUAUUCAGCAAUUUUAACGCUAAAAUCUUGUAGGUAUUCCCAAAUUACGUCUCUCAACACGGUGGCACAGUUAUUUUAAGGGAGUGCUACUGCCAAAGUGAAAUCGAAAGGCACAAUGGACAUGGCAGAGACUUGCCGUCUCUGCCUGGGCCAGAACCCGAACAGCACCCCGAUGGCUCUGGAGGACGAGGAUUUCCGUAAGAAAAUCGACAAAAUUUUCUACUUUCAGGUCGCGCGUAAUCGGGACAUUCCGACCGUGGUUUGCGAUGCCUGCAAGGCAACGGUCAGCGGAUUUUACGAUUAUGCCGAGCAGGUUCAAAAGAAUCAGGAAUUUCUACGAACCGCGCUAGUUCCGACAUCGUCGUCCAGCUCACUGGAAAUGGUUGCUUCCUACGAAACCUUGGAGAUGGGAGAAAGCGGUGGUUUGAUCAAGAUGGAAUACGUGGUCAAGAAGGAGCCCGACGAUGCGGAAUGGAUGGGUUUGGAUACGUAUUGUGAAGCUACUAUUGGAGCGGAUCGAGGAGGGGAAGAAGCUAAAGUGGCUACUGAAGAUAUGGUUGCGGAUGAGAAGGUGGAUCAAGACUGGACUCCGUUGGGCAUUUUCGGAGAAGCGGACGACGACGAUGAUGAUGAAGAUGAUGAUGAUGGGGAAGAUUCUGACGACUCAGAGUCGGAUGAGAAGCCAAGCGUCGGAGACGAUGAGUUUAUAGAAGAUGUGAAACCGAAGCGAAAGUACAAACCGAGGAAAAGUACUCCUAAGAAGGCGAAAAUAGAGAAGGGAGAACAAAAACCAAAAUCGAAGACGGAUGGGCCUUCGAUCGAUGAACUUGUGUUGCAGCAUUAUAAGCUUUCUUGUGAUUUGUGCUCCGAACCGCUAGAGGAUUUUACGGAGUUGCGCAAACACUACAAGUACGUCCACGACGAGCAGGGGUAUUUGAAAUGCUGCAACAAGAAGAUCUUUAAAAAAUGCUGGAUGGUUGAACACAUUCAGCUGCACCUGAAUCCGGAUGCAUUCCACUGCGAUAUCUGUAACAAGAGUUACAGUUCCAGCAAAGUGCUGAAAGAGCACACCAAAGAAGUUCACUCACCGAACGAAAGUCGUCCAUUCAAGUGCGACACCUGCCUGAAGCCGUUCGUAUCCAAUGCCCACCUGAACGCGCACAUCAUGGUGGCCCAUGGAUCCGUCCCCUGUCCGCAGUGUCCCAAGUUGCUGGCAUCGCAAGGUUCACUUAAAAAGCAUCUGGUAGCGAUGCACGGCGACGGGGAGCAGCACGUGUGCGAAGUGUGCGCACGGGUGUUCCGUUCGAAGCAGUGCUUCGACACGCACGUCAAGGGUCAUCUGGGCACGCGGACGGAGAACCGGGUCCAGUGCAGUAUGUGUUCCGUUUGGUUGACGGACAAGUACUGCCUGACGAAGCACAUCCGGCGGAUGCACAUCCAACCAGACGUGGCACUAUCGUGUGAAUUGUGCGGCAAACAGGUGCGCAAUCAGGACGCCCUAAAUUGCCACAUGCGCCGGGCGCACACCGAGAGCCGGUUCGAGUGUGAAAUGUGUCACAAAAAGUUCAAACGGCCGCAUCAUAUGAGGGAACACAUAGCGAUCCAUCAUACCGGGGAGAAUCUGUACGGCUGCAAUCAUUGUCCGGAGCGGUUCAACACCAAGAACAAGCAGUACAUGCACCGAAAAACUGUCCAUCCGGUCGAGUGGGAAGAAGAGAUGCGUAAGCGGGUCAUGAAGGAUGCGUAGGUUUGAUUUUUUUUGGUGACCAAAAGUAACUUAAGUAAGC
Molecule: messenger RNA, 1813 nt
Organism: Ochlerotatus camptorhynchus
Lineage: Eukaryota; Metazoa; Arthropoda; Insecta; Diptera; Culicidae
Product: transcription factor grauzone-like
Exons: 4
Coding region: 142-1773 (543 amino acids)
Cellular component (GO): nucleus
Molecular function (GO): DNA-binding transcription factor activity; zinc ion binding
Source: RefSeq, a predicted model, not a curated record